This is a messenger RNA of Darwinula stevensoni, 1772 nucleotides long. NCBI's taxonomy places the organism in Eukaryota, Metazoa, Arthropoda, Ostracoda, Podocopida, Darwinulidae. The record is from the annotation of a GenBank genome assembly.
GGACCGACACGCAGUGGGAAACGAGUUGCCUUUGGUGGACGAGAGUCAAGACUACGAACUCCUCUUCGCAUCAGAGGACGAAGCAGGGUUGACCCUAAGAUUUAAACGUCCCAUCGACACCUGCGAUGAAGAUGACUUCUACAUCACUAGUGACACGUGGAGCCUGAUCUAUGCAUAUGGGGAGACAGAUCCUGAGAUGGAAGAUCCCUUCUAUCACGGGCGGGACAAUCGCGGAGUGAAAUCUGUCAAUCUGCUUGAUCCACAGAUCGGGGAUAUACCAGAUGAGCCAGGCGUGAAAGAAUGGGAAUUGAGAAAUGACAUCAUCAUCCCUCCCAUCCAUACCACCUAUUGGUGCAGUGUAUUCAAAGCCCCUCCGGUCGACGUCAAGCAUCACAUCAUCGGGUACCAACCAUGGGUAACGGAAGGGAAUGAAGAGUACGUCCACCAUUUCGUCGUAACUACGUGCACGGAGAACGAGGACGAAACUGCUGGCUUCGAGCAGUUUUUGGAAGAUUAUCCCCAGGGUGCAUCUUGCUUCGAUCCCAACAUCAAUCUCCUCAUCAGCAACUGCCAGAGUGUCCUCAUGGCAUGGGCUGUCGGUGGAGUGGGAGAAAAUUAUCCAGAACAGACAGGUUUCCCCUUUAAACCAGCCUCGGAGGGUGCAACGUAUUUCCGAUUGGAGGUGCAUUACGACAACCCCAUGCUCGUCGACGGGAUCUACGACGAUUCCGGUCUCACGAUUUAUUACACGGAUAAUCUCCGGACCUACGACAUGGACACUGUGGUGUUUGGCCAUAAUGUCGUCUACACCCAGCUUGUCCCACCUGGAUUGAACAAUUUCAUGACUGUGGGGCACUGUUCUUCAGAAUGCACGGAGAAGUUUAUUCCUCCUGAGGGGAUUCACAUCUUCUCUGGGUUGCUGCACGCCCACCUUCUCGGGAGAAAGAUGAGAGCCCGAAUAUUCAGGGACGGAGAGGAACUUUCUUGGAUCCUCCACGACGAACACUACGCCUUCGACUACCAGCAGAGCCGCGUCCUCAGAGAGGAGUUUAUACUUCUUCCCGGUGAUCACAUGACCAUCGAAUGCGAGUUGUCUUCUUCGGAACAAGAGGACGUGACCGUUGGAGGGCUGAAAACACAAGACGAAAUGUGCGAACUUUUCGCCAUGUAUUACCCUCGAGUGGAAGGGAUGAACAUCUGCCUCACGAGCGUGGACUACCAAUACUUCCACUCCACAUUUGAACUUGGUGGGGUGCACAUGAACUGGCAAUCACUUGAAUGGGAACUGGACGAGACGAAUCAGACCAUUCAUGAGUACUUCAGAGGCUUCAAUUGGGAGAACUUCGACCUGGAAGCCUAUCAAGAAGCCGUUCGAUUCUAUCCUCAGCAAGGAAUUUGCGGACGAUCUUCCAACUUUUUGGAAGUGAAGGACGUGACAUUCCCAGAAUACGAGAGCGAAUACCAACCUCCGCCGAGACAGUGCCCCGUGGAGAGUCCCAACCACUGAAUUUUCAUUUUCGCUUCAUUGUGAAUGAAAAUACAUAGAAUCCUUUUCUCGGAAGGGCGAUUGUCAAUUCGGCGGUCAUUGUUUUCGAUGUCGUUCCGUUUCGAGACAGGUGCACUUCAGUUAGGCACAGACAGAUUGAACUAAGGACUGCGGAGAAACAACUCGUCCAACUCGUCUAACAGAUUUAAGCCACUUCCUUUUCCUUUUAGUCCUCAUGAAGUGCAAUUUAUUACCUGAACAACAAUCCAAUUCAUUUCAUUUACCC